AUGAUUAUACAACAACUUCUAUGGAUUUAUUGUCAAAUUAGAUUUGCACAAUAUCUACUUCAAUUUAUUUCAAAUAUUAUCAUACCUGACCAUGAUGCACAUGUAUUCAACCCACCGUUAUGGUCCUUGAAUAAUGGAACAAUUCUCGAUAUUUCUAUUGAUACAUUCUUCUCAGGUUUACGUCGUUGGGAUGCAAUACACUUUCUUUAUAUAGCUAGAUUUGGUUACAUCUAUGAAAAUACCUUAGCAUUUUUUCCUGGUUAUCCAUUAUUAUUUAUUCGUCCAUUAGCUUAUUUUUUAAAUAAAAUCCUUCUCGAAUCAAAUGCAUACUUAUUAAGUGGAAUAUUAAUCAAUUUCGUUUUUGGAUAUUUCAAUACGUGUCUAUUAUAUCAAUUAGGUUUAAAAUAUAAUUUAAAACCUAAUCAUGCAUAUUGGUCCGCAAUACUUUAUAUGAUUAAUCCCGCUACAAUAUUUUUUCUUGCACCGUAUACUGAAACAUUAUUUUUAUUUAGUCAAUUAUUAGGACAUUAUUAUUUAAAAUCGAAUUCGAUAUUUAAAUCCUGUCUUUGUUUUGGAUUUGGUUCAACAGUACGUUCCAAUGGUAUUAUUUCAUUUGGUUUUAUUAUUUAUAAUUAUUUAAAACAGAAAAAAUUACCUCCGAUUUAUUCGAUUAUUUUAUGUAUCGCACCAUUUUUUCUAACACAAUAUUAUCAAUAUAGAGAUUAUUGUUUUGAAAAAGAUCUAUCGAUUGAAUUGAAAACAUAUGGAUUUGAUAAUAAUUUAUCAAUGCCAUUAACAGAUUUUUCAUCAGAAUGGUGUUUAAAACGAAUCCCAUUAUCAUAUCAAUAUGUUCAAAAAACUUAUUGGAAUGUUGGAUUUUUAAAAUAUUAUACAAUAAAACAAAUACCAAAUUUUCUCUUAGCUCUACCUGUAUUUCUAUUAAUUGGUAAUUUUAUAAAAACAUGGUUUUUAUCAAUACGAAAAGAUCUAUGGAAAAGAAAAUUUAAUUAUCUUUUUUUAAAUAAAAAUGAUGAAAAACAAACGAUAUGGUUUAUUACAAAAGAUUUUUUUCCACAUGUAAUUUAUAUGUUAUUUUUAAGUUUAUUUGCAUUAUUUGUUAUGCAUAUACAAGUUACAACACGUUUUCUUUUUUCAAGUGGACCAUUUUUAUAUUUUAUUUGUGCUGAUAGAAUCAAACAAUAUGAGAUAAGAAAUGGAAAUCUUAGAAAAAUUUUUUCUUAUUUAUUUAACAAACAAACAUUUCUUUUUUAUUAUUUUAUUAUUUAUAUUCUUGUUGGUAUUUGUCUUUUUUCAAAUUUUUUACCUUGGACAUAA
Molecule: messenger RNA, 1335 nt
Organism: Adineta steineri
Lineage: Eukaryota; Metazoa; Rotifera; Eurotatoria; Adinetida; Adinetidae
Source: the annotation of a GenBank genome assembly